Messenger RNA from Miscanthus lutarioriparius, 2457 nucleotides. Lineage: Eukaryota; Viridiplantae; Streptophyta; Magnoliopsida; Poales; Poaceae. The record is from the annotation of a GenBank genome assembly.
AUGAUGGUGGAGAAGUCCAGCGGCGGCACGCCAACUUCCUCCACCAUGGACCGUUUCCAAAAGAUUGUCCUAAGCUGGGAUUACCUCCGCCUCAUCACUGAAUCCAAGGGCGGCAAGCAGGCCAAGGUGCUGCAGCGUGUGAAGAACACGUACGACUCGGUGGCCGAGUACCUCGGUGUCUUUGAGCCACUGCUCUUCGAGGAGGUCAAGGCGCAGAUCAUCCAGGGACGCAGUGACGAGGAGGAAGAAUCUGGGAUGGACUGGUGGAGGGGGGCAGUGGGAUCUUGCACAGAGUCCGAGGGGUUCCACAAGCUCUCUGUGGCGGUGGAAGACAAUUUUCAGGAUAAUGUGUCAGAGAAUGACCUACUGCUUCUCUCCAAGGAGAAAUUUGAGGAGGGAUCAACCCCUAAUGCAUACGCCUUUGCAUUGGUGGAACAGCGUGGUGGUGGCUUACAUAUUUCGCUUAGAACCUUUGUGGCAGGUGAAAUUGUAAAUCUGAAUGUUGCAAAGCCUGUGAACUCUACAAGGCUGCAACAUUUUGCUUCCACCAUUGCAAGUCAAAACAGCUUGCUGUGGAUACUGAAGGUCUGCAGCUUGUCUACAAUAAUGCGGGAGUUCACAGCUAUGCAUUCUGUAGCUUCUCUACCUUUUAAGGAUUUGAUUCUUUCAGCUACUGAGAAGCACAAGGAUGGUGAUGAUCAAAGUCGUGCGUGGAAUGUUCCUGAGCCACUUAUGGAUUACCUCAAAACAAAUCUUAACGAUUCCCAGCUAGAAGCAGUCAAUGCAGGUCUUUCACGCAGAUCCUUUGUCCUUAUUCAGGGCCCUCCAGGAACAGGAAAGACACAAACUAUUCUUGGACUCCUUAGUGCUGUUCUCCAUUCUGCUCCUGCAAGAAUGCAGAUCAAAGGAGGACUUGAUGUUCUAAAGCAUGGGCCAGAACUGGACAUUGAUGGCAAGCGUGCACACUGGAUGAAGGCAUCUCCUUGGUUACUUGGUGCAAAUCCUCGAGAUUUGAUUAUGCCUGUUGAUGGUGAUGAUGGAUUUUACCCAACAGGAAAUGAACUGAAACCUGAAGUCGUAAGUUCCAAUCGCAAGUAUCGGGCCCAUGUGUUGGUCUGUGCUCCAUCCAACUCAGCACUUGAUGAGAUCGUGUUGCGUGUUCUUAAGACAGGAAUCCGAGAUGAAAAUAACAACACUUACAACCCUAAAAUUGUGCGCAUUGGAGUGAAGGCCCUUCAUUCUGUUAAAGCAGUUUCCAUGGAUUACCUUAUUCAACAAAAACUUUCUGGUGUAGAUCGCACAUUAGAUGGUGGGAGAAGAGGUGCUGGUGAAUAUGAUCGGAUUAGAGCUUCAAUACUGGACGAAGCAGCCAUUGUAUUUUCUACUCUGAGUUUCAGUGGAUCCUCAAUUUUUAGCAGGAUGACCCGUGCUUUUGAUGUUGUUAUAAUUGAUGAAGCUGCACAAGCGGUGGAACCUGCAACUCUUAUUCCAUUGAUCCAUGGCUGCAGACAAAUUUUUCUUGUUGGUGACCCAGUUCAGUUGCCUGCAACUGUCAUUUCACAGACUGCUCAGAAGUUGGGAUAUGGAACAAGCUUGUUCAAAAGAUUUCAAGCUGCUGGUUUUCCGGUGCAAAUGCUUAAAAUCCAAUAUCGCAUGCACCCAGAGAUUAGUAUGUUCCCUUCAAAAGAAUUUUAUGAAGGUGUACUUCAAGAUGGGGAGGGCCUCAGCAGGAAACGUCCAUGGCAUUCCUACAGCUGCUUUGGACCAUUUUGUUUCUUUGAUGUUGAUGGUAUUGAAUCCCAGCCAUCUGGAAGUGGUUCUUGGGUAAACCAGGAUGAAGUGGAAUUCAUAACUCUCCUGUAUCACCAAUUGGCAAUGCGCUAUCCAGAACUCAAAUCUAGUCCUGAAGUGGGUGUUAUAUCACCAUACAGGCAUCAAGUAAAACUAUUGAAGGACAGUUUUCGAUCAACCUUUGGGGAUCAAUCAAAGGAAUUGAUAGAUGUAAGCACCGUUGAUGGAUUUCAGGGACGUGAAAAAGAAAUAGUAAUUUUUUCAUGUGUAAGAUGCAAUGAGGAGCAAAAGAUUGGCUUUGUUUCUGAUUUUCGACGAAUGAAUGUUGCCAUCACGAGAGCAAAAUCUGCUGUACUGGUUGUAGGUUCUGCUUCAACAUUGAAGCAAGAUAAACACUGGAACAACCUUGUCGAGAGUGCCAAGGAGCGAAACCGCUUCUUCAAGGUCCCGAAGCCAUUCACCACAUUCUUUGGAGAGGAUAACCUGAAGGCUAUGAAGGUGGAAAAGUAUCCUCUGCCAGUGCCGAAUGCUCAAGUACUGGAAGAAAUCAAUCAAGAAGUUGUAAGGCAGGAGCUCAUGAAUGUCGAUGAUGCUGCCGACCAUGCAGAUGCAGGGGAUGACGAUGAUGCUGCUAUGGAUGCUGACGAUGGAGGUGGCGAUGAUUGA